Molecule: messenger RNA, 2831 nt
Organism: Gryllus bimaculatus (two-spotted cricket)
Lineage: Eukaryota; Metazoa; Arthropoda; Insecta; Orthoptera; Gryllidae
Source: the annotation of a GenBank genome assembly
AUGGUUAAUCGCCUCGAGAGCUCAAAAAAAGAAAAAGAAAAAAGGUUGUCUCCCGUUGGCGGUUCGCUGCGCCCACCCCGGCUGACGCGUGCCCUCCCACAGCACAACCGUUCGCGCGUGGACUCUGUGCUGGACAGCAGCCUCUCGCCCGACGAGCUGCCUCGCAAGGUGCGGCGGCGCCUCGUGCUGCCCUCGGAUGCCGACCGGCCCUCCUUCGGCGCCUCCGCCUCCGCCGGCAACGCCGUGGGCCUCCCGCUCGCCGCCUCCAUCUCGCCGCUCACGCGCCACCUCCAGAACCUGCGCCUCAGCAGCGGCAACUCCUCCGGCAGCGGCAGCGGCAGCGGCGCGUCCCACAACAACAGUGCUCUAAGCAACAAUAGUUACGUGAAUAAUAACAAUAAUGUGCUCAGGGACAGCAACCGCUCCGUCGCCCACAGCAACAGUGCCAAUAGUGGACUUGUUAACAAUAAUAGCUUAAGUAGUGGCAACAACGCGGCUCUUCUUAACAACAAUAGUUUAAGCAGUGGUCACAUUGCAGCUUUAAGCCAUAACAACAGUUUAGUACCUGGUGGAAUUGGAAAUUUCCAUAAUAACGAUAGUUUAAAUAAUGUGAAUAUGGAAGUUAUUCACAAUAAUAACGAUCUUCAUAGCAAUAUGGAGAACGCUAACAAUAACUGUCGAAACAACGUACCGUUCAACAAAACGAUCGUCACGAGUGCUACCAGCAUCUCAAUGCUCCAGCAGUCCCAUAUUUCUCCGUCCUCGUAUCCUGACUGUACGAUCCAAACCUCCGUCCACCAGAACGUCACGCGAGCCACCCUGGCUCACGACGUAACGGAUCCCCGCUUCCUCAGCAUGUUUUCGGCAGUGACGACGACAGCGACGACGACGGCGACGGUAGCGACGACGACGUCGUCGUCGACGCCGCCCGCGGAGUGCACUGCGGCGGCGGACGACCUCGCGCGCCAGACGGACGACUUCAAGAUCUGGCGACAGAACUCGCUGCGGCGGGUGCGCACCGUCACGCAGACCAGCGAGGACGGCCCGCCGCCGGCCAAGAUGCAGCCCCAGCAGUCCUCGCCGCCCGCGGGCCCCGGCAUCGGCCCCGCCUCGGGCGCGCGCCGCCCCAGCCUCCAGCCACGCGCUGUUCGCGUCGGCGGGCGCCGCAGCACGGGCAGCAGCGGGCAGCGCACCGAGGCGUGCGUCGCGCCUCCACCAGCCGGAGGAAGCGACGACGACGAACUUUCACCUGCGGCGGCGCGGGGCUUCCGGCGGCGCGGCCGGGCGCGCGUGCGCCUGCUGCUGGACCCGGCCCGCGCGCGCCCGCGGCGCAGCCCGCGACGCGUGCCCGCGGGAGAUGCGGCGGUCACCCUUGCCCGAGGCAUCCAGCCCCGCAGCCUCACCGCCCCAGUCGCCGCGCCCGCGAGCAGCGGCGGCGCCGGCGGCGGAGACGACUGCCACGACGACCGCGACGCGCCCGCCCCGCCCCCCGAAGGCGCCCUGCUGCCCAGCUUCAGCACCAUCCGCUACGGCCUCGCCAGCUUCCUGCCCGAUCACUUCCCGCUCGCCAGGGGCUUCACCCCGUCCGCCUCCGCGGCGGCCCAGCGCUGCGAGGAGGAGCACUUCGCGCAGCACGGCCACGGCCACGGCCACAGCGGCGACGUCCACAUGGACACCAGCGCCAGCAGGAACACGCCCUCGCCCCGCCAGUUUCGGACGGAAGCGCCGCCCGAUGCCGUCCCCGUGAAGGCCCUGUGCGGGCUGACGCUGCCCGCGGGCAUCCCGAGUCCGCCCAGCCCCGAGCCGGCGGCGCCGCGGCCGGCGGGGUCCCCGCCCUUCCGGAUCCCCGCCCUGCCCGGCCAGCAGCCGGCCGUCGCCGCACCCGCGCCCUGCGCCGCCACCCUCCUCAACGACGCUCCGUCCGCCGCCGCCGCCAGCUCUUCCUCCGACGAGCAGGCUGGCCACUCGUCGUCCUCGGAGGACACGUGGAACUCGCACCGCAUGCACUUCAUGAAGACGCCGCGCCUCAGCAAAGGCCACAUCCUCAGCCAGCAGCCGCUGUCCGCCACGCCUCGCCCGUGCGACCUCACCCCCGCGCGACCUGCUGCGAGCGGCGUCGGCGGCCACCCGACCUCGUCGACGGCGUGCGGCGGCGCGUUAGGGGUGGAGGAGGGCGGCGCGGACAGCCCGCUGGCGCUGGUGGAGCAGAAGUCGCGCUCGCGCCGCUGCCUCACCUUCUCGUCGCCAGGCGGCAGCACGCGCCACCGCCGCUCGGCCUCGCGGCGGUUCGCUCCGUGGCGGCGGCCGCGCGAUGGCGCGCAGGUGCCGGCCACCCCGGACGCCGCCGCCGCCGCCUCCCCGGCGCUUACGCCCGGCGCCACCCCCCAGCGAGCGCCUCAAGGUGAAUUAGAAUUAUCCAUAUAUGGAAACAGCGGGCUAUUGACAAUUCACGUGCUUUGCGGUCGCAACCUCAGGAGAUCUGGAGGAACUACAUGCAACGCUUAUGUAAAGGUGGCGCUGGUGCCGGCGUCCGAGGAACGCACGUUCCACCGCACGGCCGUGCACCGGGAGUCGAGCACGCCGUGGUUCGACCAGAAGUUCUCGUGCGAGGUUCUCCCCGAGGACCUGGAGAAGCGGGUGCUCGUGUCGGUGUGGCAUCGCGACAAGGAGAAAAGGAGGAGUGAAUUUUUAGGAUGUAUGUCCUUUGCUGUGAAGCAUGCAGUUAAGAAGGAAAUCAGCGGCUCCUUCCGGCUGCUGUCGCAGAGCGCGGGUCGCACGCAGCACGCGCCCGCUACCCCUGCUGCGGCUUCCUCGGCCGCCGCCGCCCCCUC